AUGAAGGCGACAAAUUAUCAGAAGUGGCUAACAGAAAAACUUAUUCCGAAUUUGCCUCCACAAUCAGUUCUUGUUGUAGAUAAUGCCCUAUAUCACAACGUGCAGGUUAAUAAGGUGCCAACCAGCCAGACCACGAAGGCCAAGAUGAUGGAGUGGCUUACAGUGAACAAUGUGCCAUUUCAUGACGGAAUGCUCAAAAUUCAGCUCUAUGACCUGAUAAAGGCACAUAAACCCCUCCACAAAAACUCUGUAAUGGACAACAUAAUGGCUGCAUAUGGACACACGGCAUUACGACUUCCACUUUAUCAUCCAGACUUGAAUCCGACUGAACUUGUUUGGGCUCAUGUUAAGCAGUCAGUAGGGGCAGAAAAUGUUUCAUUUCAUUUGGAUGACGUGGCAAAGAAGUGUGAGAAAUGGUUCAGUGAAUUUGCAAUAGAGAAUUGGGGAAAAGUUUGCGACCGCACCGAAAAGAAUGAAAAGGAAUAUAUCGUAAAAGAGGGAAUUAGAGAGAACGCUAUAGAAAGAAUUAUCAUCCGACGUUCUGAAGACAGCAGUGACAGCGACUCCAGUGAUAAUGAUACAACUGAACUCGGUGAAAACAGGGACUUGUCUGGAGUGGAACUGUUAGACGAAUAA
Cryptotermes secundus is the source of this 636-nucleotide messenger RNA. RefSeq lists its product as uncharacterized. The coding region runs from base 1 to 636 and encodes 211 amino acids. The record is from RefSeq and is a predicted model, not a curated record. The transcript has a single exon. Gene Ontology annotation, molecular function: nucleic acid binding. Lineage: Eukaryota; Metazoa; Arthropoda; Insecta; Blattodea; Kalotermitidae.